ACAAGGGAGGUUUUGCGCGUAUAAAUAAGCAGUCUCUAGUGGGUAACUUUGAGCCCAGAAUUUCGUCUUUGCUACGCACGCUCCAACUUGUCUCAAGAAAACAGACAGGAUUUCAAAAUGAGGUUUGCAAUCCUAGGACUUGCCCUUGCCGCUGUGGCUUCCGGUUUCUACGUCCCUGCACAAGAGAAGAGAAAUUUCCACGAUAUUGCUCAAAAGGUGGAGGAUGUUAUCCAUGGAAUCCUAGAUCCCCUUCACAUCGAUGACUCCAAGAGAGAUCUUCAUGAUGUUGCUCAAAAAGUGGAGGAUUUUAUCCAUGGAAUCCUAGAUCCCCUUCAUAUCGAUGACUCCAAGAGAGAUCUUCAUGAUGUUGCUCAAAAGGUGGAGGAUUUUAUCCAUGGAAUCCUAGAUCCCCUUCAUAUCGAUGACUCCAAGAGAGAUCUUCAUGAUGUUGCUCAAAAGGUGGAGGAUUUUAUCCAUGGAAUCCUAGAUCCCCUUCACAUCGAUGACUCCAAGAGAAAUCUUCAUGAAAUCGCUCAAAAGGUCGAGGAUGUUAUCCAUGGAAUCCUGGAUCCCCUUCAUAUCGAUGACUCCAAGAGAGAUCUUCAUGAUGUUGCUCAAAAGGUGGAGGAUUUUAUCCAUGGAAUCCUAGAUCCCCUUCACAUCGAUGACUCCAAGAGAAAUCUCCACGAUAUUGCUCAAAAGGUUUAGGAUCUUAUCCAUGGAGUUGUAGACCCUUUUCACAACGAUGACUCCAAGAGAAAUCUCCACGAUAUUGCUCAAAAGGUAGAGGAUGUUACCCAUGGAAUCCUAGAUCCUCUUCACAUUGACAGCGCUUCGACUUAGAGAAAUCCUUACUGUGCUGGCUUACAGAUUUAAAGACCAUGUUAUCCUCUUAACAUAACAUUUAUUCUACAUUGUAUGAUUUUCACAAUGUUGCUAAAAAAAUAUGGAUAUGUUACUAGGAAAAGUAAAAUGUACACACAUUCAGAUGAUCCUGGGUCAAAUGCAAUAUUUUGGAAUAAAGAAAAUUAAUUAAAGUUA
Aplysia californica (California sea hare) is the source of this 1041-nucleotide messenger RNA. RefSeq lists its product as uncharacterized. NCBI's taxonomy places the organism in Eukaryota, Metazoa, Mollusca, Gastropoda, Aplysiida, Aplysiidae. The transcript is spliced from 2 exons. The record is from RefSeq and is a predicted model, not a curated record. The coding region runs from base 118 to 708 and encodes 196 amino acids.